GACGCGUCAACAUUCUCCUCUUCCCUUCGUCAGUGCUCUCGGAACAUCUCUGAGAUCUCUCCUUCGUCAGUGUCCUCGGAACAUCUCUCUCUCCUUCGUCAGUGCUCGUGGAACAUCUCUCUCCUUCGUCAGUGUUCGUGGAACAUCUCUCUCCUUCGUCAGUGCUCUCGAAAUAUCUCCUCUCUCCUUCGUCAUUACUCUCAGAACAUCUCUCUCCUUCGUCAGUGCUCCCGGAACAUUUCUCUCUCCUUCCUCACUGCCCUCACGAUGAGUUCGACGACGACGCACGUCAAAAACAGGUCACAGAGGAAGCGCCUCUUUUUGACCAGGUAGACAUUCUGUGAGAAACCCGUGAGAAAAAGGAUGUUAGGCAACAAGCGGUGCUUGAUAAAGGCUGCUGUUGCCAUUGUUACAAGCGCAGCCAUCUUACUCGUCAAUGUUUGUUACGAAUUUGAAAAUGUCUUUUUGAGGAGGAGUUACGUUUCAGAUACUGUGAUGCCAAUGACCUCUGUCCUGCUGGAGCCAACCGACGAAGAAGCGGACAGUGACGACGUCGUCAGAAAGUACGGCUUUUGCAAAGCUCUCUUUAGCCUGGAGAAUCCAGCAUCGAGAGAGAAGAUUGAAUAUAUUUAUUCGGAAAAGAUACUCUCCAAUGCAACGGUUGGAAGUACAUUUCACGGAAAGGAAGGGACGAAAGGAAUGGAACCAGUGAAAGGUCUCUAUCCUAAGAUCGACGGCGUUUUGAGGAAAAUUCGAAAGCUGAAGUAUUCAGACCCAGAGAACCUGUUCGGUGAGGACUACCGGCCUCUGGCUGAACUGUUACCUCGCGUUGCUGAAUACGAUUCAUCCUCCGAGAAUGAACGCGAGGCGGAGGAACAACAAAAUCAUUCCAGAGACGAACCUAAACACAAAACUGAUCCAAGGACGAAACAUGUUAAACAAAGAACCUCUUCCAGAAUCGUGGAAGAGACGCUUCCAUUCGUUCCCUGUUCCAUCAGAGACUACGAGGACAAACGCCAGGUCUUCGCCUGCUUCCAGAAACGGCUCGACGUCAAGGGUUCUCUCUCCAUCCAUUUUUUGGGCGACUCCAAGAUACGCCAUCUUCUACACCAGUUCUUGGAAGAAACCGACGAUGUGUUCCGUUUCGUCACCGUAGCGAAGAACAUAACUCGUCUCUGGAGCAAAGCAAAAGUUGACUUGAUGACUGGGGACAAGUGGUCGGACGUUGAAGUGUUUGUCCCAACCUUGCCAGGUCUGCAAAUAACGCUUAAUUUUCGAAGGUUUAAGGAUUCACCGGACCUGCGACGAGACCUCCCCGAAAUUCAGCAGCUGAAGAAGUGGGCCAAUUUGGAGGAACCACCGCCUGACCUUUUGAUCCUUGGUAUGUCAGAUCAAACUAGAGACUUUCCACUAAAGAGACAUCUCAACUCACCAGAUAUCAAGGUAUUUGAAUCCAUUUUCCAGAUUACACUCCCUGCUCUUACCCUGCAUAACUAUUAUGGAUUUCUCCCGCCGAGAUACAGACAUACCAUUGAUGUGUUGGCCAUUUUGUUGGAACUGCACGCAAAAGUAGUUCCUCUCCUGGAUAAGAUAUCCAAGACAACGAGGGUGCUGGUGUUGUCCCAAAGCCGGAUGAGAGUAAACGCGAAGAACAUCUUCACCGACAACCGCGGUGCCUUGGCAGACUUCAACCACGACUGGAGCGAGAGCACGUUCUUGUACAUCCUGGAUCACUACCGCGACCUGGACUUCAAGUCGCCGUUGGAAUCUCGCCUGGCUAAAGCCCUGGAACUAUUGAGAGUCUCAGAUGACAAUUUUCGGAAUUACGCUUGGAAGUCUCUCUCUGCUCAGCCAAAAGCAUCUGGUGUUUGGCGAAAUUUCCAAGGGACGAAAGAGGUCGAGAAUGAAUCUGCCUUGAGGUCAGGGUCGUCGUAUUCAGCGCAAUCGAAAACUGGGUCUCCAGUGGCUGAUGCAGAUAUUUUUCCAGCGAGGCUCCAUCGAGUAGCUCGGGAGAAGUUGAUGAAAAAAGCCUCGGUGACUACUACUACAUCAUUUCGUGAUUAUCUCAUUCCCUCAAAAGAGGGGGGUUCGGGACUGUGGUUUUGGGACGCGCUGAUCCCCCUGAACUUGGCUGAGAUUCAGGAAUGUCAGGAAAUGUUCGAGAGAGGGUUGACAGAGGAUCCACUCUACCAGAGUACUGUUCUCUGGUGUCUUGAUUCGACCCAUGCAGGUAGCGUCACCUACCACGACCUGAUUACAAUGAUGCUUAACCUUUUAUGCAAUACCGUUUUAGAGACGGAAGAAGAUUACUGUUGUUCAUGAACAUUUAUUUAUUUUUUCCUCUCUUUUUUGCGUUUUAUUCAUCGUCUGUAAAGAAUAUCUUUUCAUCUCUUAAGAAUGGUUAGAUUUAUGUUACAUAAUAAAAGGAACUGUAUGAAUUUCGUAAGGAUAAGUUUAAUGCCCUUUUUGUCUAACCCAAAUAACACGAUCUAGAUCCCGUGCAUGCAAUUUUGUAAACCAUGUUAUUACCCUGUGAAAACCUUCUUUACACGUAUACUUAACAAAUUCCUGUAUGAAAAAUUUCCCAGUUACAUUGAAUACUUUUCAAUUCUAUUUGACAGAUUCAAAACAUGUGGCUUUUUGGUAACAGUGGAUAAAAAUUAGCAUUUGCAACAAAUUUGUAAAACGACCAUAAAACUAAAGGUUUUUCAUAAAGCACUAAACCUGGCAUCCUGUGAGGGAGGAAGUGACCUGGACUGACCUUUUCUUUAGUGUUUGAACAGAUAUUUUUAUACAUUUAAAAAGGGGUACCUUGUGUCCAAAAUAUAUUGUCUUGCCUCUUGACCAAGUGUCAUUCAGGAUACAAAUAUAUUUUCUCUUCAGUUUUAUUAGGAUAUGUUCUAUUUUUUUUGUACGUCGAUAGAUAAUAAACCU
This is a messenger RNA of Macrobrachium nipponense, 2934 nucleotides long. RefSeq lists its product as uncharacterized. The coding region runs from base 364 to 2322 and encodes 652 amino acids. The transcript is spliced from 5 exons. Lineage: Eukaryota; Metazoa; Arthropoda; Malacostraca; Decapoda; Palaemonidae. The record is from RefSeq and is a predicted model, not a curated record.